Messenger RNA from Acanthaster planci (crown-of-thorns starfish), 8487 nucleotides. RefSeq lists its product as uncharacterized. Lineage: Eukaryota; Metazoa; Echinodermata; Asteroidea; Valvatida; Acanthasteridae. Gene Ontology annotation, cellular component: membrane. Gene Ontology annotation, molecular function: G protein-coupled receptor activity; protein binding; calcium ion binding. The record is from RefSeq and is a predicted model, not a curated record. Gene Ontology annotation, biological process: G protein-coupled receptor signaling pathway; cell surface receptor signaling pathway.
GAUGCCGUCAACUGUAGUCGAGUGUUUCUCAAUACCAUUUACAAAGAAAAAAUCUUCAGCGAGCCUUUAGGCUUUCUCAGGCAAAACUAGUGAACUGAUAUUUUUGUUGGAAAUUCAUCACACAUGAGAAAACACUGUCAUAGAUAAGUUAUUUCCUCAUAACGACAGCAAGUGGAAAGUGGACUUAAAAAGUGAAAGCGCAUUUUUAUAUAGGCCUACAUGCCUGAGAGAAACCCAACUUGUCAUUUUCAUGAUGGGUGGGUGUGCAAAUUCGCAUCGAAGUUGGCUUGUCUUACUUCCUAUUCUACAGUCACUUGUGAUGGUGUUCGACUCUCAAGUUUUUGCACAAGGGACACCAUAUGUGACCUCUACUAUUUCCACAACGUUCUCCCCCGACGCAACCACUGAAGAAUAUGUGACAUGUGCUGGAAGUCAUUUCACUUGUGGCGAUGCAACAUGUAUCUUUGACUCUUGGCAAUGUGAUGGUUAUGUUGACUGCCUCGACGGAAGUGAUGAACUCAACUGUGAUCCUUGGUACCCGACCGAGGAAACAUACACUACGUUCUCUAUCGACUUGACGUCACCAUACUCUGAUGAUCCUCCGUCUACGACCGAUGGACCCUACACUACAUAUUCUCCCGAUUCCAUGACAUCAAUACAUGGUGAUCCUCUGUACACGACCGAUGAAACAUACACUCCAUCCUCUAACGACGUUACGACACCAGAAUUCCAUGAUACUGAUGAGUGUGCUUCCACUCCCUGUCAGAAUGGAGGAACUUGUGCAGAUGGUGUGAAUGGCUACACUUGUACUUGUGUUGCAGGUUAUGAAGGGGUCGAUUGUGGCACAGAUACUUAUGAGUGUGCUUCCAAUCCCUGUGAGAAUGGAGGAAAUUGUGCAGAUGGUGUGAAUGGCUACACUUGUACUUGUGUUGCAGGUUAUGAAGGGGCAGACUGUUCCAUAGACAUUCAUGACUGUCCUUAUCGUUGUCUGAACGGAGGAACUUGCCUGGAUGGUGUGGAUUUCUUCAGAUGCGAGUGUGCAGCAGGAUUUGAAGGAAGAAACUGUUCCAUGAAUUUUGAUGACUGUUCUUCUAACCCCUGUCUGAAUGGAGGGACCUGCACUGAUAGCAUUGAUUCAUUCAUAUGUGACUGUGCUGUGGGAUACGGUGGCAUGGACUGCUCCCCGAUAACUAUGCGUCUUGUUCAAGGCGAUACUCCUAACGAGGGUAAUGUGGAGGUGACUUAUGGGAAUCAAACUGGAGGGAUGUGUAGCGAUAACUGGAGAAUCGAGGAGGCAAAUGUCGUUUGUCGGCAGCUUGGCUACCCGUCUGCAUCUCAAGCUUGGAAUAGUGUAUACUUCGGUCGAGGGUCCGAAGUGAUUCUGCUGGGCAAUGUUGAAUGCCAAGGAAAUGAGACAAACAUCGACCAGUGUGAUCAUGGUGAAUGGUUGAGUCCCAACUGUUACUAUUACCAAGUUGUUGGAGUGUCGUGUGAUGUCAUUUCUCCUUCACCUGUUUUAGUGCGUCUUGUCAAUGGUAGCACACCUUACGAAGGCAGAGUGGAGUUAUACCAUCGAUGCUUUUGGGGUACAGUCAGUGAUCCCGAUUGGACCAUUGAAGAUGCCAACGUCAUCUGUCGACAGCUGGGAUACCUGUCUGCUGCUGAGGCUUUGCCUCGUGCUCAUUUCGGUGAAGGGUCAGGAUAUGUUAUCCUUGACUUUCUUAUUUGUGAUGGUGAUGAGGCAGGAGUAGACGAUUGUGAUCGGGGAAACUUCUUUUGGAGUAAUUAUGAUCAUAACUAUGAUGUUGGUGUGAAAUGCAAUACUUCGACCUUUCUACCUGUUGCAGUGAACUUAGUGAAUGGUAGCACCCCCUAUGAAGGCAGAGUUGAGGUGUACUAUGCAGGCCAAUGGGGUACAAUCUCUGGCAAUGGUUGGAGCAUUGAAGAUGCCAAUGUCAUCUGCCGACAACUUGGUUUGCCGUCUGCGUCAAGAGCUUGGCAGAAUUCUGAGUUUGGUCAGGGAUCAGUGCCAAUUCUCCUGCAUGGUGUGGCAUGUAAUGGCAGUGAGUCAAACAUUGAGCAGUGUGAUCAUACUGGAUGGCUUCAUCAGAGCUACGUAACAGGUGAAGUUGCUGGAGUCACUUGUGGGGAAGAACUUGGCAUCAAAAAGGCUCCACAAGUUCCAGUUCGGUUAGUUGGUGGUAGUACACCAUAUGAAGGUCGAGUGGAGGUAUAUGGUCCAUGCCAGUGGGGUACAGUCAACAGCAACUACUGGAGCAUUCGGGAGGCUAACGUUGUUUGUCGUCAGCUUGGUUACCCAUCAGCCUCUCAGGCAUGGUGGUACAAUCACUUUGGUCAAGGAACAGGGCCGUUGACACUCAGUGGAGUGUCAUGUCAUGGAAAUGAAUCAGGCAUCCAGAAAUGUAAUCAUUCUGAAAUUACAUCCAACGUCAACUACUACAACUAUCACUACUACUACUACUACUACUACUACUCCAACCACGUCGGCGUAUCUUGUAAUCCUACAUCACCUCUGCCAACUGCUGUUCGUCUUGUUGAUGGAAACACCCCCCAUGAAGGCAGAGUAGAAAUCUAUUACAAAUGCCAAUGGAGUACAAUCUGUAAUUACAAUGACUGGGAUAUUGUAGAGGCCAACGUUGUCUGUCGACAGCUUGGUUACCCCUCUGCCGCCAACGCUUGGAGGAGAGCACAGUUUGGUCAAGGGUCCGGACCAAUUUUCCUGAGUAAUGUAGAAUGUGAUGGUCAUGAGCAAACUGUUGACCAAUGUGAUCACUCCGGCUGGUUAAGUCAUUAUUGCUCGAACCACUACUAUGAUGUAGGCGUUACUUGUAAUGUUUCAACUGCUGUAUCAGUGGUACGUCUUGUCAAUGGUAGCACCCCCUAUGAAGGCCGAGUUGAGGUGUACUAUGCGGGCCAGUGGGGUACGAUCUGUGGUAAUGGUUGGAGCAUUGAGGACGCCAAUGUCAUCUGCCGUCAGCUGGGUUAUCCUCCUGCAUCUAAGGCUUGGCAGAAUUCGGAAUUUGGUCAGGGUUUAGGACCAGUUCUCCUGGGUGGUGUAGCAUGCAAUGGCAGUGAAUCAAAUAUUGAGCAGUGUAAUCGCAGCAGAUGGUUUAAUCAAAGCUGCAGUUAUGGUGAAGAUGCUGGAGUAACGUGUGGAGAGAAUUACACCAAUCCUGCUCCGUCUACCACGAUUCGUCUUGUUUAUGGGCGCACUCCUAAUGAAGGCACAGUUGAAGUGUACCAUGACUGCUUUUGGGGGACAAUUUAUGACCCUGGCUGGGACAUCAGGGAUGCCAACGUUGUGUGUCGUCAGCUCGGCUAUCCAUCAGCAUCUCAGGCUCGGCGUUAUGCUUACUUUGGCCGAGGAACAGGGCUGGUGCUCCUGAGGAAUGUUGAUUGUGUGGGAAACGAGUCGAGCAUUGAAACGUGUAGACAUAGUGGAUGGUUUUUUGGCUACUAUAAUCAUUACUACGAUGCUGGAGUAACAUGCAAUACAGCAGUGAAUUUCACUUUACCUCUGCAAGACAAUGAACUCCCCAACAUAACCUGUCCCACAAAUGUGACAGUUCAGACUCACCACGGCCAGAAUCUUGCCACUGUCACCCUUCCUGAUGUUAUAUCCGCUUCGGACAAUUCCGGUGUGGUCAAGAUAACCGCUACCCUAGAUGGCUCACAAUAUUAUUACUACAGUUCUGACGUCGGUGAUGAAGUUACCUUGAGUUUGUCAAGGUCUCCACAUUUAUGGCAUUACACUGCAACCGAUGAAUCUUACAACAGAGCAACCUGUGGCAUGUACAUCAUCAUUGUAGAUAAGGAGCCUCCACAGAUCAACAACUGUCCAGAUUACGUUACUUUACCAAUCCUGCCGUCGACUGAUCGGGUGUCUUACAGCUGGACUCCUCCAACAUUCCUCGAUAAUUCAGACGCUGACGUUGAAGUAACACAUUCUUGUCACGGUUCAUCACAUCUCCAGUGUGACCAAGCUGGUUCUGGCACUUUCUCUGCGGGGGUUACAGUGGUGAUGUACAAAGGAAGAGACAAGUCUGGAAAUGAGAACAUUUGCCAGUUUUCUGUUACAGUCACAGUCGCAGCUGUUGUCUGUCCUCCUAACAUCACAGUCUUGGCCAAUCCUGGUUCUACAAGUGCCAAUAUCAACUGGUUAGAACCAGUUCUUAUUGGUUGGGUUGGACCAGUAAAUAUCAUGUCAAAUGUCAGUUCUGGUGCUCUAUUUCCGAUUGGAACUACCGCUGUAAACUACAAGUUGUCCUCUACAAGGUUCAGCCUGGCGUUGGAGUGCGAAUUCAUUGUGACGGUUGAAGCUCAAUGUGCUUCGGAGACUGUUGGUGAUCUCACAUGGCCAGCGGCGCCAGUGGGGUCAGUAGCGGAGUCCAUCGAAAGAUGCCCCCUGAUGACAAUGAAUGCUGGUGAGCCUCUUGCUGUUAGGAACUGUUCAAUCGCACAAGCUCCUGUCUAUUUCAAGUGGGAGGAACCUGAGCAUCGAAGCUGUGGCGAAAAAAGGACUGAUGUCACUCUUGAGGAUGUUAUAGUGGUUGAAGUGACUACAGGAAAUGUAGUUGAAGUGGCUGAGUUUCUAGCCAAUCAGACUUCAGAGUCGGCGUCAGGUGAUGCACAAGAUGUAGAGGUGGUUUCAGAUAUUUUGAUGAAUAUCGUUCAGGCGGGAUCUGGCGACACAGAGGUUACAAAGCUGGUACUUGAAACCGUCAACAAUGUCAUAAAUGAAGGGGUAGAACCCGAUGCUCCAGAUUCCGCCAGAUCCUCAUCAGAAAUCGUUCGUUCUGUCGAGACCCAAGUUGCGUUGACGCUUCAGGAGGAAGGUAAGGUCAGCAUACGGCAGGAAACCAUCCACGUGGAAGCGGUCAGUCUUGAUCCAGAGGAGAAUCGUGAUGGAUUCAGCUUUGCGUCCGUACUAAAACCUGGACAAGGGUCUUCAGAGGAGGGGUCACUCGUCGGUACUGACGUACAGACAUUUGAUGAUGACAUCCCAGCUGAUGUUAAUGUUGUGGCAUCUGUUCAACUUCCUGGAAGUAUUUUGGACUCGAUUCCAACAACUGAUGGCAAUGACUCGACUCCUCUUCAAGUGAGUUUCUUAAUCUACGCUGAUGACACAUUGUUCCAGUCGUCUUCCAUCAAAAGGCACCAGAAGGAAACCAACUCUACUCGCAAAGUCGCAGGAUCUGUGGUCUCUUUGACAAUAGAAAAUGUUAAACUUGUCAACCUUACGGAACCACUUGUUCUUACGUUUAAGGCACCAGACGAAACCGACGUAGACUUGAACACCACCCUGUGUGUCUUCUGGGAUUUUGACCUUGAGGAUGGAGUCGGUGAUUGGUCCACGGUUGGAUGCACGCUUUCAGGGUUGUCCAGUGAUGUAGUAUCAUGUGACUGCGACCACGCCACCAACUUUGCAAUCCUCGUGGAUGUCAAAGGUCAGGAGAUUAUGAAUAGAGCUCUUGACAUCAUCAGCCAGGUCGGUGGUGCCUUGUCGAUCGUUGCUCUGGUUGUCACAUUGAUUAUAUAUCUGUCUAUCAGAAAAUUACGAACUGGCAAAUCUCGACAGAUCUUCAUUCACUUCUGUUUCUCCUUACUGAUGUUGUACGUUGUGUUCCUUGCCGGCGUCGACAAUGCAAAGGGUGGUGGUUGUGUGUUUGUUGCUGCUUUCCUCCACUACUUAACUUUGUCAACCAUGAUGUGGAUGGCUGUUGAAGCCAGGAAUAUGUACGUCAGCACCGUGAAGGUGUUUCCCGAAGAUACACCUCGCUACAUGAUCAAAGCCUGCCUGAUUGCAUGGGGAUCACCGUUGCUUGUUCUGACGGUGACCUUGGCUGCAGCGGUUGACCACUACAAGAAUGAACUCUACUGCUUCCUGAAACCUGAUCUUGUUUUGUACAUCGCUCUCCUGGCUCCCAUCGCACUCAUCCUUCUCCACAACUUCAUCACCUUUAUCUUGGUCAUGCGCAGUCUCCUGAAAGUCAGAGAAGUUUCUCGCUCGCAACAGAUCUCUAAACGCCUCCAGAAUGCCGUGGGUAUCUCAGUCCUCAUGGGCUUGACUUGGGUGUUUGGGUUCCUAGCGAUUGAUAAAGCAACAUUUGCCUUCCAACUCAUCUUCUGCCUGACCAACUCAUUGCAAGGCGUGGUCGUGUGCAUCAUGUUUUGCAUCCGACGUGAAGAGGUUCGUACCGCUAUAGCACCGUACCUAGGGCGUUUUCUUUGCUGUAAGAUGCCGAGCCGUCCGGGUGUUAAGCAAUCUUACAAUCUGCCAGAGGUAUCUCAGUCUGUCACUUCACCGUCAAGUAUCCACACAGCUGAAUUGGACACGUCUUUGUCUGGGAUGUAGGACAUCAGAUAUUGUCCUGAGAACUACUUGGUGUGUAUGUAUACAUGAGUGAUAUGGCGUAAAGAUAUUAGACGAGUGGCAAAUAAAAUUCGUAGAAUGAAAGAGACGUAUGAAAUCCACAAAACUUGUUACACAUUCAUGCUUUUAAUGUUUCAAAUUAAAUAAUUGGUGAAGACACGGAAAAUGAUAUCCGAAAUGGGAUUUAAUCCUAAAUAAUUCCGAAGUAAACUUGUCAAUUAGCAUGUAAGGUAUAGGGAGUUUAAUAAAUAAUAGCAAUAGUGGGUUGAUUAGAAUUUAUACUACACAGAAACUGAAUUCAUUGGGAUGUUAUUGUCAAUUUUUUAGUCGUAAAUUACUUAUUGGGUGUGAUUUGUGUUCAUAUCAUGUAGCAACUUACGUUUUUGUACGACACGUAGUCAAAUUAGUUGCAAUCCACUUGUUUUUAUCCAUGGGUAAUAUUUGGUUCAAUUUUGUACAGAGAUGUAAAAAUAUAUUUUGCUGUAUUUUUACUGAGAUCUCGUCAAAUUGAGCAAUUUCAAACAACGUGUCUAUUUUGUUUAUAAUCUGUGGCUUUGUUUCCAACUUGUGCAACUUUUCAACUUGUGAAUUUAAUUAAUAUGAAUAAAUAUGAAAAUUAACUGUUUAGCUGACGUUAGUCGUAGACUACAUGAAAGGGGCGGUCACAAUCAUUGCUCGUAUAAAACAACAGACAUGGCAAAAAAUAUAUAACCAAGAAAUAUAACAUCAGUAAAUUCUUUACUACUCAGACGUAAGUUGAUAUUGAUUUUGAUCAAAAGGUUAUACUCCGGUUGCUCCAAUGUAGCAGUUAUUUUAUACAUUGUUCUUUGGUAUGCGGUUGUUUACAUAUUUCAUUGCCUUUGAGAGAGAUUAUGCGAGCAUCGCGAAACGUCACGCCCUCCACAUUUUGAGAUUUGUAUUUUAAGUCAUUGUGGUCAGCAAGCAGUUUGCAGGAGUUUUGUAUUACAUGUUUCUAUUGUGACAUGGCGUCCUGUCUGGUGAAUGCUUCUUGGAUUUUAACUUGAGACCAGGAUUAAGUUCAUAAUGAGUUUUGUCUCAAACGUUAAAGUCGUAUAAAGAUGUUUAAUAGCUUUGUAGCAAUCAGAUGGUAGUGUACUCGGUGUUUUUUUCGUGUACUCGAUAUGAAAUUCAGUGUUGAAAUAAAAUGUUAAUGCAAACAUCAACUGGUCUUGUUAUGAUGCUAGAUUGAUCCAAAUGGUAUGAAUUAGCACUUCGUACGUAUUGUAUAGUUCUGCUAGUUUAAAUGUAGAGAAACGCUUUGGGGCGUCCAUGGAAAUAUGUAAUUUGAAACCAGCAAAUCAGUUUCUCCUUUGAUCAGAAAAUAUCUUUCAGAUUCUUGGCUCAAAGCUGUAUGGUUUUAUUUCAUCUACAUGUUCCAUGAAGUAUCAUUCACAUAACAAACAAUGCAUACAUUUUGAACAGAAAAACUCCAGGGAAUUUGAACAGCAUUAUAAAAUCAACAAAAUUACCUCAUUUCUAUUGCGUUUGAUUCCGUUGAAAUAAUUACAACUUUUACAUGAUCUUACAUCUGUCAGCUAAUAUUGCUCGUCUCGAGAAAUAAUACCAAGAUUUCUGCACACACAAAAUAAAAUACAAUUGAAUUACCUACUUAUACAAACUGAAUCUUGAGAAAAAAUGUAAAUAUAGGUGAUCAAAACAGAUUAGAACAUUGCCUAAUUUGUAUUAUUACUGAAGCACAAAAUUUCAGACAAAAAUCCUCAAAAUCAAUAUUCCAAUCAGCAUUACUCUGUGUAUCAUGCAAUAACAAUAUAUCUCAAAGUACAAAAAUAAUCGACAUCUUUACCACAAACGACAAUAGUUUUCCGCAAACAGAUGCUCUGAACUAGAUAAGAACUUCUGUUGGUCAGAAAAUAAACUUGACACAAAAGGAUCUACAGAAAAAUAAAUUUAACUUCACUCCACAGCAUAGCAAAGAUAAAUGAUUGCCUUGAUAAACGGUUUUGACUGACAAUAAUUAAGGGCUAUAGUACCCCUUUAUCGUCUGUCUCUACCAGGUUCAUGUAUAUUGCAAACUUUUAAAAACAGACAAGAUGACUCGAACUUUAACCUUU